This is a messenger RNA of Vicia villosa (hairy vetch), 726 nucleotides long. RefSeq lists its product as uncharacterized. The transcript has a single exon. The record is from RefSeq and is a predicted model, not a curated record. NCBI's taxonomy places the organism in Eukaryota, Viridiplantae, Streptophyta, Magnoliopsida, Fabales, Fabaceae. The coding region runs from base 1 to 726 and encodes 241 amino acids.
AUGCUUGAGACUCAGAUCUUGCAAAUAUCCCAGACACCAGCCGCACAAGCUACACCUGGAGGACAAUUCCCUGGACAAACUCAACCUAAUCCUAAACGGCAAGCAAACUCCAUUACCUUAAGAAGCGGAACCGCUUAUGAUGGACCUAGAAACCCAACAAUGAGCGCACCCGAAAAACCUGAGGAAAAUGUAUUACCCACGGACCAAGUAGAGAAGCCAGAGGAAACUAUAAAAAAACCAAACCAAGGAGUAAACACAAAAGACAAAAGUUACACACCUCCACCACCAUAUAAACCACCUAUUCCAUAUCCGCAGAGACUUAAGAAAACUAAGAUGGAAAGUAAAUACCAAAAAUUUAUCAAGGUGAUAGAAAAACUUCACGUAGAAAUCCCUUUUACAAAAGCAAUCACCGAAAUACCAUCAUAUGCUAAAUUCCUAAAAGACAUCUUGACUAACAAACGCAUGCUCGACGAUCCUAAACCCUUAGAAUGCCAUUCCAUCUCCGAGAAAAAACUUGCCAAGAAAGACAAAGACCCUGGAAGUUUUUCCAUUCCCUGCAUCCUAGGAAAUCAUAUGAUCGAUAAAGCUUUCUUAGACCUAGGAGCAAGCGUGAGAUUAAUGCCUUUGGCAGUUUGUAAGAGGUUAAACUUAGGAGAACUUCAACCGACCAAAUUUUUUUUACAAUUAGCUGAUAGAUCCGUCAAAUACCCUAUAGGCAUAUUAUAA